AUGGGAACAGAACAGACGAGGCCGCGGGCGCCAUUUUCAGGCAUACCAGCCACGGAUGCGCCGCCGUUCACGCACCUCAGCACGCCGGUGUACAGCCUGUCAAGCUGCGGCGCCGGCGGCGCCGGCCGCACCAUGAACAUUGUGACCUAUGCGUCGCCCAUCGCCAUCAAGCCGGCGCGCAAGUACGUCGUAGGGCUGUACGUGGAGACGCUGUCGUGGCGGAACAUCCUGCAGCAGAGCCACAGCCCGCUCUUGCAGCUGCUGGGCAAGAGCAGCGGCCGGGACGUGGACAAGGAGGCGGAGGCGCGGCGGCUGGGCUUCAAGGUCGUGGACGCUUUUGGGCUGCCUGUGCUUGAAGACUGUGCUGGUGCAAUGGAGCUCCGGUUGGCGGGCGAUUUCAUUCCCUGCGGCGACCACGAGGUUGCUAUAUUUGAUGUGGUGGGCUGGAAGGACAUGGAGGGGCCAACAGCGCCGCUGUACACGGAGUAUUUGAAAAAGAACGGGUUCCUGUGA
Monoraphidium neglectum is the source of this 513-nucleotide messenger RNA. RefSeq lists its product as hypothetical. Bases 1 to 513 code for a protein of 170 amino acids. Lineage: Eukaryota; Viridiplantae; Chlorophyta; Chlorophyceae; Sphaeropleales; Selenastraceae. The transcript is spliced from 5 exons. Gene Ontology annotation, molecular function: FMN binding. The record is from RefSeq and is a predicted model, not a curated record.